Messenger RNA from Lipotes vexillifer (Yangtze River dolphin), 7098 nucleotides. It is a transcript of the gene ZDBF2, whose product is annotated as zinc finger DBF-type containing 2. Gene Ontology annotation, biological process: genomic imprinting. The record is from RefSeq and is a predicted model, not a curated record. The transcript has 5 exons. Gene Ontology annotation, molecular function: nucleic acid binding; zinc ion binding. NCBI's taxonomy places the organism in Eukaryota, Metazoa, Chordata, Mammalia, Artiodactyla, Lipotidae.
AUGCAGAACAGACAAGGAUAUUGCAGCUAUUGCUGUGUGCACUAUAAUAACCUGGAACAGCAUAUAUCCAGUGAUCAGCACAGAUACUUGACCACACAGAGUAGACAAUGGAUGGCCACCACUAGUUUGAUGGAUCGUUUCUUGCAGGAUGUACUGAGGCACCACCCAUAUCAUUAUCAAGAAAGCAGAUCAGUGCAAAAUGAGAGACUUCAUAUGACUACUGUGUCACCUUCUGGAGUGGUUACGAAUGACGAUUUUGUUCCUGAAAUAAUGACUGAGGAUGCUACUGGAGUCAGAGAAGAGGUGUCUUCCAAGGCUUUUGAACCUGUUGAAGAGCUGUAUUCUAAACCUAGUAAAUCUCGGGAAUAUAUACAGAGUGUUUCAAUUCGACCAUCAGUUAUUCAAAAACUGGAGAAAGGACAGCAGCAGCCCUUGGAGGUCAUUCAUAAAAUUGGGAGCAGUAUGAAAGAAUUUAAUCCAGUUGGUAUUGGUCAUGCUACAAAUAAUAGACAAAACGUAAUAUAUUCAUCAGUGGUUUCUAAUGCUCCUGUUAGUUGUUUACCUGAAAGUUCUCAUGAAAGAACAGUUACAACUAAUGCUACUACUGGGUUACCACUAGGAUCCCAUUUGGAUUCAGUUAACAAAUGUGACCCAAACAAAGUUGACAAAUACUUUAAACAGCUAGACAGGGGCUCUAGAAACCCUAUGCUAUCAUCCCAUCCAGAAACUUCUUCAGUAACUUAUCAGAAACCUAAAGAAUCAAACAGGAAAUCUUUAUGUAUAAAUUCAGAUAAAUUGGUUAUACAGGAAGGUGUAAAAUCUCAGGGUAAAACUUUGUCAACUGGCUCUAAAGUCCAUGAAUUUGUGGGUGCUGAAGGCUUCUUAAAAUUGGAAUCUCUUUCCAGAUUUACAGUAAACCCAGCAGUCAACCUGAAUAAAACUGACAUGCCGUCUAAUAAAGGAAUCUUUGAAGAUGGCAUUCCAAAGCACCAUGAGAAAUUCUUUCCUAAUAUGGAUCAUACCCAAGAAGGAAAGCAUUUGGUCUUUAACAAGUCCGCCUUUUUGGAACAGAAGAUCUCAGUGAGUUCUGAAAUGAAGUUUGCUGGUGGCUAUCUUCAGUCAGCAUCUGAUCACCAUGAAGAGGCUGUGCUAGACCUUUGGAAGGAGGAGCAAAUUGACCAAGAAGAUGAGAACUGUGAAUCAAGAGGUACUGAAAUGAGUUUUGAUGGCAGUUCCUCUUUUUAUUCACUGACGGACCAAUCUAAAGUGACUGCCAAAGAAAUAAACCUCUUAAAGGAAGUACAUGCUGACUUGCAGUAUAAGAACGAUAAAUCUUGUGUUUCUGAAAUAAGCUCUGAUUAUGAUGGCUCCCUUCAGUUGACUUCCAACCAAACUCAAGUAAUUGUUAAAGAUGUAAGUGUUCAGAAGGCAAUGCAUAUUAGGCUGGUUGAUGAAAGCUAUGAAUCUAGUGAUUCUGAGAUGAAUUUUGAUUGUGAUGCCUCACUUCAGUCAACUGAUAACUACCCCCAACAGCCCGAAAAAGAAGUAAACCUUCCCAAGGGGGCACACGUUGGCUUGGUUGAUAUGAACUAUGGAUCUAGUAGCUCUGAAAUAAGUGCUGAUUCUGUUUUCUCACUUCAGUCAGUGGUUGACCAAUUCCCAGUGGCUGUCACAGAAACAAAACUUUGGAAGAAGGUUCACAUUAGCUUGGUUGAUAAGAACUAUGGAUCGAGUUGUUCUGAAACAAGUUUUGAUUGUGAUGUUCCUCUUCAGUCAGUAGUUGACCAUCCUCAACUGGCUGUCAGAGAAAGAAACCUGGAGGAUAGGCUUGCCUAUCUGAAAGAUAAGAAUCGUAAGCCUAGUAGUGCUAAAGCACAUCUUGAUUGUGAUGUCUCUCUUCCGACCAUGACUGAUGAACCUCAGAGGGCCGUUGAAGAAAUCUGUCUUCUGAAAGAGAAGAAUGACGUUGUGGGUAUGAACUGUGGGUCUCAUGGUCCUGAGAUGAAUUUUCAUCUGAUGAAAACAGAUGCUAAGUUAGUGCCUGACCAAUCCCAAGUGGCAGUUAAAGAAGUAAAGGCUCAGGAAGUAGCUCUUGACCUGGAGAAUAAGAGUGUUAAAUCUAGCAUUUCUGAGCUAAGUUUUGAUUCUCAUGCUUCUCUUUAUCGAUCAGCUAAUGAUCAACCUCAGGGGGAUUGUGGUGAAAUAAAUCUGAAAGCGUUAAAUGUUGAUAUGGAAGUUAAGAGCUAUGGGUGCUCCAGUUCUGAGUUGAGUUUUGAUUCCGAUCCUCCUCUUAUGUCAGUUACUGAGUAUACUGAGCUGGAUGUUGAAGAAAUAAGAAAGAAGCACAUUAACCUGGAAGAUGAGAGCUUUGAGUCAAUUAGCUCCAAAAUAACUUUUGAUUCUGAUAUUCCUCUUCACUCAGUAGUUGACCAAUCUCAAGUAGCCAUUUAUGAGGAGGAGUCUAUUGAUCUGGGAAAUAAGAGUAAUGAAUCUUGUGUUUCUGAAAUAACUUUUGAUUCUGAUAUACCUCUUCAUUCAGGGAUUUAUCAACCUGAAGUAGCUGCUAAAGAAACAUUCAUUCAGAAAGAAGAGUAUAUACACUUAGGAGGGAAGGAUGAUGAACCCACCGGUUCUGAAAUAAGUUUGGAUUCUUAUAUCCCUUUUCACUCAGUGAUUAACCAUCCAGAAGAAGCUGUUAAAAAGCUAAAUCCUCAGAAAGAAGAGUGGGCACCCUUAGAAAAUAAGGAAAAUGAACCUUGUGGUUCUGAAUUAAGUUUUGAUUAUGAUGUUUUUCGUUCAAUGACUGGAUGUUCUGAAGAUCCCAUUAAAGAAAGAAACCUUCUGAAAGAGGAGAUUAUACACUUAGAAAAUAAAGGUAAUGAUUUAAGUGUUUUUGAAACAAGUUUGGAUUCCAGUAUCCCUCUUCAGUCAGUGAUUCACAAACCUGAAGUGGUUGUUAAAGAACUAUGUCUUCAAAAAGAAAAGCAUGCUAAGUUAAGAGGUAAAAGUGCUAAAUUUAGUGGUUCUGAAAUAAAUUCAGAUUCUGAUUAUUCAAUGACUGAAACUCAAAUAGCUGUUAAAGAAAUAGAUAUUCAGAAAGAAAAACGUGUUGUUCUAGAGAACAGGAGUGAUAAAUAUAGUGGUUCUGAAAUAACUUUGGACUCUGAUGUCCCUCUUCAGUCAAUGAAUGAAAAACCUCAAAUAACCAUUUUAAAGGAAAAACAUGUGGAUCUGGAAGAUACAAACAAUGAAUCUAGUGAUGGUAAAAUAGCUUUUCAUUCUGAUGACCCUCUUCAGCCAUUGACUGAACAAUUUCAGGAAGUGGUUGAAAAAACAAACCUGUGGAAAGAAGAGGAUAUGGGCCAGAAGAAUAAGGUUGAUGAACCUAAUGCUUCUAAAUUAAUACAUAAUUCUGAUGUUUCUCUUCUGUCUGUGUCUGAUCAACCUGAAGUAGCUGUUAAACGAAUAAACCUCAAGAACGAAGGUCAUGUGUACUUGGAAGAUAAGAACAGCCAAUAUAGUAGCUCUGAAAUGAGUUUGAAUUCUGAUCUCUUGGUUCAGUCAAUAGUUGAUCAUGCUCAGAUAACUAUUUUGGAGCAGGAGCAUACUGAGCUAGAGGAUAAGCACAAUCAAUCUUGUGGCUCUGAAAUAAGUUUUGAUUCUGUUGACCGUCGUCAGUCAGUGGCCAACCAGCUUAGAGAAACUGUUAAAGAAGUAAGCCUUUGGAAGGAUGAAGUUGACAUGGAAGAUAAAAGAGAUGAAUCUAAGUGUUUUGAAAUUGUGUGUGAUUCUCAUGUCCUUUUUCAGUCUGUGGCUGGCCAAACUAAAGUUGUUAGGGAGAUCAACCUUUGGGAGGAGGAUGUUGACUUGGAAGAUAAGGUUGUCAAACCUAGUGAUUCAAAAAUAAAUUUUGUUUCUGAUGAACCUCUUCAGUCUGUGGCUAAUGAAAUUCAAGAGGCUAUUCCAGAAAUACAUCUUCUGAGGGAGGGACAUGUUUGUCUGGGUACUAAGAGCUAUGAACCCAAUGAUUCUGAAGUCAUUUAUGUUUCAAGUGCCCAUCUCCAAUCAGUGGUUGAGCAACCACACAUAUUGAAAGAGCCACAAGCCAGUUUGGAAGAUAAGAGCAAUGAUCCUUGUGGUCCUGAAAUAAGUUUUGUUUCUGAUGAUCCCCUUCAGUUAGUGACUAGACAGCUUCAAAAAGCUGUUGAAGAAACAGGUCUUUGGGAGGAAGACCAUAUUUACCUGGAAGAUAAGAGAUAUAAACUAGGUGAUUUUGAAGUAAGUUAUGAUUCUGAUGUUGACUUCAUAGCUGGGCAUUCUCCUGUGGCUGUCAAAGAAAUAAACUUGCAAGAGAAGGAUCAUGACCUUCAUAAGAACUGUGAAUUUAGUGUUUCUGAAAUAAAAUGUGAUUCUGGUGUUCAUCUUCAGUUAGAAGUUGACCAACCUCAAGUGGUUUGCAAAGAAGUAAACCUUCAGAUGGAAAAGCAUCUUGGCAUGGAAGAAAGAGUCAGUGAACCUAGUGAUUCUGAAAUAAUGUGUGAUUCUGAUGUUCCUCUUCAAAUAGUGAUAAAUGAACUUCAAGUGUCAGACAAAGAAACAGAUCUUCAGAAGGUGCUAUUUGUGGACCUGAUGACCAGUGAUAAUGAUUGUGAAAUGAUUUCAGAUUCUGAUGUCCAUUUUCAGCCAGUGAUUGACUCACCUCAGAUGACUGUCAAUGAAAUCAGCUGUAUAAAUGCAGAAAGUUUUGUUCCAGAAGAUGAGAACUGUGAAUCUUGUGAUUCUGAACUAGGAUAUGUUUGUGAAGCCUCUCCUCAAUCAGUGACAAGCCAUUCCAAAAAGACCUUUAAAGUAGUAAACCAGAAGCAAGACUAUAUUAUUCUGGAAGAGACAAGCUGUGAGCCUUACAGUUCUGAACUAAAUUUUCAAAUUGAUGGCUCUCAUCAGUGCAUGACUUCCCAGUCACAAGAGCCUGGAAAAAAAAAGGCCAAAUAUAUUGACCCCAAAGAUAAGAGAUGUAAAUCUAAUCGUCCUAAAAGAAAUUUUGAACGGGAGGAGACUUCUCAGCCAGUGACUCAGCAACGCCAGAAGGCUAACAAAGGAGUCAACCUUCGGAAAGAUGUCGAAAAUAUUGGCCUAAAAGAUAAGAACUGUGAAUCUAGUGUUUCUGCAAUGGAUUGUAAUGAGUCUCCUGAGUUGGUGAUUCAUCAAAUGCCUGAUAAAGGAAACCUUUUGAAGUUAAAACAUACCGAUCUAGAAAGUAUGAGCUGUGAACCUUGUGGUUCUGGGAAGAAUUUUCAAUGUGAUCCCUCUCUUCAGUCUGACAAUGACCAGCCUCAAGAAGCUGUUAAUAAAAUAGACCUAUUUGAGAAGAUGUCUUUUGACCUGAAAGAAACAAACCAUAAUUCCUAUUCAGGCUCUGUUCCCAUGGUUGAUUCUGUACGGAACCUGGAAAAAGCAAAGGAAGUCAUAGAAGGUGAUCCUGAUGAACCAGUUCUUGAAGGCUUGCCUCAUGUCCCUCCUUCAUUUGUGGGGAAAACGUGGUCUCAGAUAAUGAGAGAAGGUGACGUGAAAAUUAAUGCUCUCGUGAAGGAAUUUAAGAAAGGUCGUUUCCACUGUUACUUUGAUGAUGACUGUGAGACCAGGAAAAUUAAAAAAAAAAAAUCGAAUGAAGGAAAAAAGAUUACCUGGACUGACCUCAAUCAGGACACUACAUCAAUUCAAGUUCUUUCGGAUUGUGAUGAUAAUGCAGGUGGUAUUUCAGAUAUUGAUGACUUUUCAGUGGCCUUAGAUAAACCUAGCCAUUAUCCUUCAUCAAAGAAGCAUUUUGAACAAACAUGCCGAGUGGCUUCUCCAUGCCAGGCUAUAAAAGUCAGCCAUGGAACUCAAACCAAUUUCGCAAGUCACCCAGGGACAAAAAGAAGAAUAAUUGGACAAGAGAAAGACUCUCCAGUAAGGAAGCGUUUACUUUUACAGAAUGACAGGAAAGCAAGAAAGAAAGUAAAAAUUGGAAAAGUUGAAUUUCCUGAAUCAUGUAUUACAGUUUUGAAGCCUUUGCAAUCAAAUGCCUUAAUUUAUGUUCUUUCUUCAAAUAUUAAGCUGAAGAAAGGUGAAUCCAACAACUUCUCUAAAAGGAGGCACGGUAGUAGAAAUAAUUGGGAUCUUAGCAUACAGUACAAAUUUAACCAGAGUUCCUUUCAUUGUUAUGACCCAUUGAAUAAGCAGAUUGUAAUUGAUCCUUCUUUGAACAUAGAAGUACCAGGGCCUGACAGGAAUAACUGUGUGGAAAUUCAUUUUAGCCACCUAAAUUCUAAUGCAGGAGUAGAUGAUACUUAUGUACAAAGCUCUGCUUCGGCACCUUUUAUGACAGUGUCAGUAGGACAUGAAUUAAUGGCACAUCAGGAGGCCAGUGAAUCUGUGUUUCUGGAAAAAUCCAAGAUUUUGAAUUCUAGUGAGGUUUCAAAAGAAAGUAAUUUCCAGUCAACUCUUUUAAAUCAUGAUGUUGCCAAAAUUUCUCUGAAAUCAAUUAGAAAUAAGUUUUUGGAAAGUAAAAGGAAAAUUCAGAGAAGGAAGGUGACAACUAAUAAUAAGCCAGGUUUUCCCAAAGAAGAUUGUAGACCAGUUAUUCCCCAGCAAAAAACCAGAAUUGCUUCAGAAAAACGGUCGAUUUGGAUUCAGACCAAACUAAGUGAUAUAAUUAAAAAGUAUAUUCCAAAAUACUCUGUUUUUUUGCGUCACAAAUAUCGGUCCAGGAGCACUUUUGUUAGGAUGCAUCUUAAGAAGAAAACAUCUGAUGUCAGUAGGUUAAAGAAGGCAAAGAGACCAAUUAAAAUUCUUUCAAAUGCCUCGAUUCCAUCAGCUGGAGCUGAAGAGCAGUCAAGAGCUAUAGCAAGCUCUUCUCCCAAGCAACCUGUGCGGGGCUCUUCUGCUGUUGCAGGAAGUAAGAAGAAUGGUAAUAAAAAACGCCCUAGAAGACAACAAAGAAAGCCUUCUAGACCUGUUAGAACAUAUGCUUUGAGAAGUUUGUAUUCUGGUAUACCAUAUUCUGAUAGAAUGAGGACACGGCUCUCUAACAAAUUGUGAGGUAAUGAGGUAAACUAG